Messenger RNA from Manduca sexta (tobacco hornworm), 361 nucleotides. RefSeq lists its product as uncharacterized. The transcript is spliced from 3 exons. The record is from RefSeq and is a predicted model, not a curated record. Bases 1 to 360 code for a protein of 119 amino acids. NCBI's taxonomy places the organism in Eukaryota, Metazoa, Arthropoda, Insecta, Lepidoptera, Sphingidae.
AUGCAACACAUCUCCAUACUCAGAGACUUUAUCCAGACUUUACUACACAACUUCAUACUCAAGAGACUGUAUCCUGACUUUGCUACACAACUCUGUGAACCACUGUGCAACUGCAAGGACAGCGAGGAGGAGGAACAUGACGUGGACUGGGCCGCGAUCUGUGCAGCGUUCUGUGUCGACGGAUACACUCUUGGAGGAUGCCCGUUGUGCAACUCACCGGCGACGUCCAAUCCCGUCGCGUACCAAGCGUCGCGAGUGCUCAACACGUCCGAGGGAUGGCAGGCGUGGUGCAACGUGCAGUGCCGUCACGGACACGGCGGCGCCGCGUGCAACUGUGACAGGUCACCGUUUAGCGCGUAAC